Messenger RNA from Blepharisma stoltei, 672 nucleotides. The record is from the annotation of a GenBank genome assembly. Lineage: Eukaryota; Ciliophora; Heterotrichea; Heterotrichida; Blepharismidae.
AUGAAUCUUCCUCCUCCAGUUAUAAGACACAUAUUAUUGGAAGAAAACAAAAAUAUUGAUAUAAAAGACCAAGUUUUCUUCCAAACAGGCAAUGAUGGUGUUCACCAAUGAGAAUCAGGCAUAGUCCUUGCAAGAUUUGUAUUAUGGGCUGAGAAUCUGCAUGGGAAAAUAUUAGAGCUAGGAAGUGGUUCUGGACUAGCAGGGAUCACUUGUAGUAAGUAUAGAAAUUUUGAAGAAGUAGUUUUGACUGAUUAUAACGAGAGAGUCAUUGCUAAUAUGACAGAAAACGCAGCGUUAAAUCAUGCAAGAGUUAGCAUCAAAUAUAUGGAUUGAACAAAUGCAAGCACUUAUUUGGAUACAAGGUUUGAUUUCAUAAUAGGGAGCGAUCUUAUUUAUGAUGGAGCUCCAAUAAGAGAGUUGAUUCGAACUAUUGCAGCACAUUUAGCUCAAACAGGAAGUUGCUAUAUAAUUAUGCCAAAUAAGCGAAAAAUGACUCCUGUUUUUAUAACAGAAAUUGAGCAAGCUGGACUGCAAGUAGAAUCAUCCCCAUUACUGGAUGAAAGAUAUAGAGAAAGUCCAAGUGAGAAUAAAGCGCAAGGCUAUAGAGAUUUUAUUGAGCUGCAACUGCAUACUUACAUUUUGUAUACAAUUAAGUUUAAUAAUUUAGAAUAA